Molecule: messenger RNA, 3447 nt
Organism: Oryza brachyantha (malo sina)
Lineage: Eukaryota; Viridiplantae; Streptophyta; Magnoliopsida; Poales; Poaceae
Product: zinc finger BED domain-containing protein RICESLEEPER 2
Exons: 2
Coding region: 930-3104 (724 amino acids)
Molecular function (GO): protein dimerization activity; DNA binding
Source: RefSeq, a predicted model, not a curated record
GCGUUUGGAUUGGGCCAAAGGUGGGCCCUGCGGGGAAUUUGUUUCGGAAUUUUCGAGGGGAUUUUCCUCUCCUCUCCUCUCCUCUCCUCUCCUUCCUUCCCGUGGGGUGGUUGUAUUAUCAACGAUUCAUUCAUUCAUGGCCCAAUAUUGUUACCGAGUUGGGAAUCCUCUCACUCGAAUCGACAGCUGAUUUGCUGCUGCUGCGUUUGGUUUGGUUAGGGAUUUCUUUAUUGGGGAGAAAGCGCGGCCUGCUGGAAAUCUUCCAAGCACGCAGAGAUCUCGAGUUUUUUGGGUAGGAAUUUUUCGCUGUGUGGACAGGGAGAUCCGGAGAGAGCGGCUUGGUUCGUUCGGUUUGGGGAGACAUGUGAUGUUGGACUUGCUGCGCUUAGAUAGUUGAAAUGCUUUGUGCAUGCGAAUUCAUGGACAGAAAUUCAUCUUUCGUUGCCCAAAGAAACGUAAUUAGUUUUUACUAGCCGUUUAGCAUCCUAAAGAUUCUCGCUGCUGCAGCUAACUAGCUAAGCGUGAUUUCAAGCCAUGUGUGAUUUAUUCCCGCUAACUCAAGCAAGAAACAAAAUUUUGCACCUAUGAAUUUGAGAUCUUGUCUACGAGGAACAAGAAGGAUUGACUUGCAUGAGUACUAAUUAGCAAGAUCUGAGUUGUGUACUGCUAAACCUCUCUGGAGUUGCUGCAAUCAGUUGUAGGGAAUAAAGCUGCCAACUAAGUUGCAUGAGCAUUCUGGUCCAAUAUUUUUCUCCCCUCAAAUUUGUCAGUGAAACAACGAGUGGAUGGUUCUGCUCAUGAAUUUUGCACUUUCUCCUGGGCAAAUAAAUUUUUAUUUAAUUUCUGCACUUUAAGCAUUUGCACUGAGGAGUGAGACGACAUGUUUCCCACUAUAAGGUUUUGUGAGUUCUGCCUAUUAGACAAGCAGCAUGGCUGAGGAAACUGGCAAUGACAACCAGGUAGUUCAAGGCAACGAGAUUGUUCCAAGCAAUGAAGAAGCUCAAGCUGACGAAGUUCACGGUGAUGAAUUGGUACCUGCAGAGGAGUUAACUCAAGGUGACGAGGUCCAAGGAAAUCAAUUGGUCAGUGCUGAGAUGAGUACCCCUCCAACAGGAACGAGACGCCGCAGGAAGAAGUCUCUAGUGUGGGAGCACUUCACUAUUGAAGAUGUCGCUGGAGGAGCUACACGGGCGUGCUGCAAACUGUGCAAGCAAACUUUUGCUUACAGCUCUGGUUCUAAGAUUGCAGGGACUAGUCAUCUCAAGAGGCACAUUACCUUGGGUUCAUGUCCUAAAAUCAAAAACCAAGAGCACAAGCUAGCAUUGACUCCAGCAGGAGGGACUGACAAUGAUGGUGAGGGUACUGCAGAGCGCCCAUCUAAGAGGCGUUACAGAUAUACUGGCUAUGCAAAUGCUGCUUUUGAUCAAGACCGCAGUUGCUCAUAUCUGGCGAAGAUGAUCAUUUUGCAUGACUACCCGCUUCACAUUGUUCAACAGCAAGCCUUCACUACCUUUAUUGACAGUCUGCAGCCUCGUUUCAGAGUUGUAGAUGUUGAGACAAUGGAGGGGGAGGUGUAUGCUGUUUACCAGAAAGAAAUGGAAAAUCUCAUGCAAGCAUUCAAUACUAUGCCUGGAAGGAUCAGCCUCACUAUUGGAUUGUGGACAACUAGCCAAACUCUUGGUUAUGUUUCACUUGCUGGGCAGUUUAUUGACUCUGAGUGGAAGAUACAUCGAAGGAUGCUAAACUUCAUGAUGGUGUCUUCUCCUCAUUCAGAAAAUGCACUUAGUGAAGCUAUUAGUACAAGCCUUUCAGACUGGAAUAUGAAGGACAAGUUAUUCACUAUCACACUGGACAACGAUUGCUCCUCACAUGAUAUAUACAGUGCGAAUCUGAGGGAUCAUCUCUCCAACAAGAACAAUCUCAUGCUUAAGGGCCAACUGUUUGUUGUUAGGUGUUAUGCCCAUAUCCUGAAUGCAGUUGCUCAGGAUAUUAUUGCUUCAAUUCAUGGUGUCAUCUAUAAUAUCCGUGAAAGCAUUAAGUUCAUAAAAGCUUCUCCUAGCCGUGAGGAGAAGUUUGCAGAGAUUGCUUUGCAGCUAGAGAUCCCAAGUACCAAGACCCUUUGUCUGGAUGUUACGACACAGUGGAACACUACCUAUCUCAUGCUGCUGGCUGCAUUGGAUUAUAAGCAGGCCUUUUCUACUCUAGAGACAAGUGAUGAUAACUACAAUGAGGCACCAUCCCCGGAGGACUGGAAAAAGGUUGAGGCUGCCUGCAACUACCUGAAGUUAUUGUAUGACUCAGCACAUAGCAUCAUGGCUGCAGCAAAUCCAACUUCAAAUAUCUUUUUCCAUGAGGCAUGGAAACUUCAGCUCGAGCUGGCAAAUGCCACCGGGCAUGAAGACCCUGUUUUCAGCAGUAUCGCCAAGGAUAUGCACGAGAGGUUCGACAAGUACUGGAAAGACUGCAACCUUGUGUUAGCUAUUGCUGUUGUGAUGGAUCCACGCUUCAAGAUGAAGCUUGUUGAGUUCAGUUACUCGAAAAUUUAUGGUGUUGAAGCUGCGAAGUAUGUUAAGGUGGUGGAUGAUGCUGUCCAUGAGCUUUACAAGGAGUAUGUUGCACAGCCUCUCCCCUUGACACCGGCCUAUGUUGAGCAAGGGGAAGGUAAUAAUGCAGCUGCUAAUGAGGAUAGUAAUCAAGCAGCUGCUCCUUCAACAGGCGAUGGGCUUGUGGACUUUGAUAUGUACCUUUCUGAGAUAGCUACAAGCCAGCCAACAAAAUCUGAGCUGGAACAGUACCUGGAUGAGUCCCUCACUCCACGCAUCCAGGAAUUCGACAUUCUGAACUGGUGGAAGCUCAACACUCUGAAGUUCCCAACUCUCUCAAAGAUGGCCCGGGAUAUAUUGGCCAUUCCUAUGUCGAUGGUGAGCAGUGGCAGCUCUAUCUUCUCUGCUGGGACAGGAAGCCGCAUGCUUGAUGACUACAGGAGCUCACUGCGUCCAGAAAUCGUGGAGGCGCUUGUCUGUGCCAAAGACUGGCUUCAGUACACACCAGCUACACCGGAGACGCCAAGUACCGCACUGGUCAAGAUGGACGCAGCACCAUAGGCUCGCAGCGGUUUCCCCUUUUGUGAAGAGAGCCUCGUAUCAAUGGUACCUACGUGUGAAGUUAACUGGUAGGCGUAUUUUAGGCAGGGAUUACUAUGAACUGAUUGUGAUCUGAGUUUAUUUUUAUCUCCUAGAGUAUAAUAUGUUGUAUCGAACUCUGUUAACUCGUUCAUGUUGUUGUUAUGUACCCUGUUGUCUGUACCAUCAUACAGUAGCAUGCUAUGCUAUGCUAUCGGAGUAUCUGACGUUGCAUGUAGUGUGUGCGCUAGCUGCACAAUGUGUAUCAGCUGUUGCCUUAUGUCUGUACUUUCCUUUCACUAUCAAUUGUAGAGUGUGAUUGUUA